This is a messenger RNA of Myzus persicae (green peach aphid), 1629 nucleotides long. RefSeq names its product 52 kDa repressor of the inhibitor of the protein kinase-like. NCBI's taxonomy places the organism in Eukaryota, Metazoa, Arthropoda, Insecta, Hemiptera, Aphididae. Bases 1 to 1629 code for a protein of 542 amino acids. The transcript is spliced from 3 exons. The record is from RefSeq and is a predicted model, not a curated record.
AUGGAUAAUUUGCCCGAAAAUGAUUUUAUUCUUCCUUUUUCUGUGCAUAUAAAAAAAGGUAAAGAAGAAAAAAGAUACCUAAACAAAAGUUAUUUUGAAAAAUAUAAAUGGUUAACUUUUUCUAAAACAAUGUCAGGACUAUAUUGUAAAUUUUGUGUUUUAUUCGGUCAUAAAGGAGGGAGAUACAAAACGAUUACAUUAAGUAAAUUUGUUUCUAAACCAUUAAAAAAGUACUCUAAACUCUUAGGAAAAGAUGGGGAUCUAGAAGUACACAGCAAAAAUAUUUAUCACAUAAAUUGUGUUCAAGUUGCAGAUGAUUUUAUGAAAACCUUUAAUAAUCCCCAAAAAGAAGUGAUAAAUUUAAUAAACAGUGAAAGAAUGAAACAAAUUACAGAAAAUAGAAAUCGUCUAAAACCCAUUGUAGAAUCUAUCAUAUUCCUAGGUCGUCAAAAUAUUCCAUUACGGGGUCAUCGAGAUAAUGGAGACUUUUUUGAAAAUUAUAAUGAAGGACAUUCUAUUGUAAAUCAAGGUAAUUUUCGUGAACUUCUCAACUACAGAAUAAAGGCUGGGGAUUUAGCUUUAGAAAAUCAUUUGAAGACAACACACUCUAAAGCAACCUAUAUAAGUCCUGUCAUUCAAAAUGAACUCAUUGAUUGCUGCAAAUCAACCACCGACAUCAGUCAUACAUCUCAAAUGAGUUUGGUGCUCAGAUAUUUAUGUAAAGGAGUUGUGAAAGAAAAUUUUGUUUGUUUUAUUGAUUGUCAUGCUUAUGCAUACAAUGAAAAAUGUACCACCUUAAUCGGAGACGAUGAGGAUAAAAAUGAUAAUAUUAAUGAAAAAGAUAUUAAUUUUGAACCAAAACUAAAUGGUGACACUUUGGGUGAAAUAGUAAUUUCUUUAUUAAAAAAUUAUGGCCUUGACCUACAAUAUUGUGUUGGAGUUGGAACUGACGGCUGUUCUGUGAUGGUAUCAGAAGUGCGAGGUGCAGUUAAAAAAAUUCAGUCAUAUGCAAAAAAUGCUGUCCAUAGCCCCUGUUCAAAUCACAGUCUGAAUUUAUCUAUAUCUAAAUCAUCUACAGUUCAGUCUAUUAGAAACAGUGUCGGACUAAUGAAAGAAAUAUUACAGUUCUUUAACUGUUCAUCAAAAAGAAAUUUUGUUUUGAAAACAAUUUUGAAUGGUCAGCAACGCUUACUAAGCUUAUGUGAGACCCGUUGGACUGAGCGCCAUGAUAGUGUCAUGGUAUUCAAAACAUCUAUACCGUAUAUAAUAAAAAGUUUAACAAAAAUUUCUGAAUGGCAAGAAUCUGAUUCAUCUUCUAAGGCUAGAACUUUAUUAACAGCUUUAUGUAGUUGUGAAUUCAUAAUUGCAAUUCAUUCUUUAGCAAAUAUUUUAUGUGUGACAGCACCUGUUAGCCGUAUUCUCCAAGGUUUGAACUAUGAUAUAUUAAAUGCUAAAAACUGUAUUGAUGAUAUAAUAUUUAAUUUAGAAAAUAAACGUACCAAUUGUCUUGUAAUAUUUGGAGAUAUAUAUCAAGAGUGUGUAUUGUUAAUGAACGAAAUGGAUAUCGAAGUAAAAAUCCCUAGAUUAUCGAAAUAUCAAACAAAACGCUCUAACCAUCCAAAGACUUAA